Messenger RNA from Mus pahari (shrew mouse), 13483 nucleotides. RefSeq names its product INO80 complex subunit D (gene Ino80d). The transcript is spliced from 12 exons. Gene Ontology annotation, cellular component: nucleus. Lineage: Eukaryota; Metazoa; Chordata; Mammalia; Rodentia; Muridae. The record is from RefSeq and is a predicted model, not a curated record. Bases 369 to 3434 code for a protein of 1021 amino acids.
GCAGAGGCGGCCCCAGGCCCGGCCCACAUCCCCGGGCUCCCGUAGGGCGGCGGGCUGGGCCGCGCAGGCCGGGCGGGCGGCGAGCGCGCUUACGUGAGGCCGGGGAUUCGCCGGCCCACGCCAGGCCGCGGGCGGAGAAUGAAAGGAUGAGAAAAUUGACCAUAUUUGAGCCCCAUCCCUGAUUCCUCCCAGAGGCAAUGAGUGAUCUCUCCGCUGCAUAAACUACCCUUAACCCUUUCAAAUAAAUCAGACAAUCUGCUUCUUCUUGGUUGAGCAGCAUCAAACUGUGGUACCCUGGGCUCUCCUCCUGUUGCUGUGGUGCGGAAGAUUUAAGAUCAGCUGAUGUUCACAAGGAAUAGAGUCACGUGAUGUAUGAAGGGAAACAUAUACACUUCUCUGAGGUUGACAAUAAGCCCUUGUGCUCAUAUAGCCCCAAACUGUGCAAGCAGCGGCGACUCAACGGCUACGCUUUCUGUAUCAGACACGUUCUGGAAGACAAGACUGCCCCCUUCAAGCAAUGUGAAUAUGUGGCCAAGUAUAACAGCCAGCGCUGCACCAACCCCAUUCCCAAGUCAGAGGAUCGCAGGUACUGCAACAGCCACUUGCAGGUACUCGGCUUUAUCCCGAAAAAAGAGAGGAAGAAAAAGAAUGACCCGGUAGAUGAGGUGAAGGUCAGGCACCAGAUGGACGCCAUGGCGUUUAGCCUGACGGUACCUACCCUGGCCUUGAAGAUGCCCAAUGGACUGGAUAGCAUGUCCCUCUCUCCCCCAGGGGCAAGGGUUCCUCUCCACUACCUGGACACUGAGUUGGAAGACCCCUUUGCUUUCAACGAGGAAGACGAUGACCUAAAGAAAGGGGUGACUGUGAGAAAAAAGUUGCAGAGCAAGUUGGCUCAGAACCGGCAACGCCAGAGAGAGACAGAGAUUUUAAAAGUUCGGCAAGAGCACUUUAGCACCCCUCCCACACCUCCACAGCAGCACGCCCACCUGUCACCUCUAUCUACUUCUUUAAAACCUCCAGCACCACCACAGGGUUCAGUCUGCAAGUCACCUCAGCCUCAGAACACCAGCCUACCAAUGCAGGGAGUGGCCCCCACCACACACUCUAUAGCACAAACCAGGCAGGCCUCUCACAAGAGGCCUCUGCCCCUCCUUCCCUCCAGUCGAGCUCCCAUCUCAGAUGCCCCCAGGACUGACCGACUCCUCAUGAAAGCCACCGCCUUCUCUCCACACUUCUCUUGUAUAAGCCGCCUGCAGAGACUGGUGAAACUGUGUACCCACAAGCAUCAGCUGGACACGGACCUGUUUCCUCAUUUAGGGUUGGACUGGUCUGAGGAGAGCGGAGAGGAGUUGGAGGACGCAGAUCAGGCUUCGCCGUAUCAGGUCGCAUGGUCCAUCCGAGAAACCCUCAGACAUGAAAGACACACGUCAGACGACGACGACACGGAGAGCAGGAGCUCCAGGGUGACCCAACUUUGCACUUACUUUCAGCAGAAAUACAAGCACCUCUGCCGCCUGGAGCGGGCAGAGUCUCGACAAAAGAAAUGCCGGCAUACAUUUAGGAAGGCGCUGCUGCAGGCUGCCAGUAAGGAGCCCGAAUGCACUGGUCAGCUGAUACAAGAACUGCGGAGAGCUGCGUGCAGCCGAGCCAGCCUUCGCCAGACCAAGUUGAAGGAGGUGGAGCCAGCAGCAUGCAGUGGAACAGUGAAGGGCGAACAGUGCACAAAGCAGGCCCUUCCCUUCACCAGACAUUGUUUCCAGCACAUCCUCCUGAACCGCUCUCAGCAGCUGUUCUCCAGCUGCACUGCCAAGUUUGCAGAUGGACAGCAGUGUUCUGUGCCAGUGUUUGACAUUACACACCAGACGCCCCUGUGUGAAGAACAUGCCAAAAAGAUGGACAAUUUCCUGAGAGGAGAUAACUCCCGUAGAGUUCAGCACCAGCAACAGAGGAAACCUAGGAAAAAAUCGAAGCCCCCUGCACUUACCAAAAAACACAAGAAGAAGAGACGGCGGGGGCCUCGUCGGCCCCAGAAACCCAUCCCCCCUGCAGUGCCCCAAGGGAACCUCAGCAUGCCCACCAGCGUCUCACUGCCAGUGGAGGCCUCACAGAUGCGAAGUCCUUCCACGCCCGAGCUGAGUGCUGAUGAGUUGCCGGAUGACAUUGCCAACGAGAUGACUGACAUUCCGCACGACUUGGAAUUGAACCAGGAAGACUUUGCAGACGUCCUGCCUCGGCUGCCGGAUGAUUUACAGGACUUUGAUUUCUUUGAAGGAAAGAAUGGAGACCUCCUCCCGACCACCGAAGAAGCCGAAGAGCUUGAGCGGGCCUUGCAAGCUGUAACUUCUCUCGAGUGCCUGAGUACAAUUGGGGUACUUUCCCAGUCAGAUGGUGUGCCCGUUCAGGGGUUGUCAGAUAGAGGAAUGGGGGUGUUCUCCACGGGUACUGAUGCUUCUGGAAUCCAGUCCUUGAGUCGAGAAGUAAACACGGACCUAGGGGAGCUACUAAAUGGACGUAUAGUGCACGAUAGCUUUUCUAGUCUAGAGCUGGACGAGAACCUACUCCAUUCUGCUACUCUGUCCAACCCACCUACACCCCUGGCAGGGCAGAUCCAGGGGCAGUUCUCUGCCCCAGCCAGCGUUGGCCUUACUUCUGCCACUCUGCUCAGCCAGAGUGCACUUGGGGAGAGAGCCUUCCCAGGACAGUUUCAUGGCCUUCAUGAUGGCAGCCAUGCCUCCCAGAGGCCACAUCCUGCCCAGCUGCUGAGCAAGGCAGACGACCUUAUCACCUCACGACAGCAAUACAGCAGUGAUCAUUCACACUCCUCACCCCAUGGAAGCCAUUAUGAUAGUGAGCACGUGCCGUCGCCCUACAGUGACCAUAUCACCUCUCCCCACACAUCUUACUCUGGUGAUAAUAUGGCAGCUACCUUUUCGGCAGAGAUGCCCAUCAUGGCGCAGCACUUGCUCCCCACACAGCUCGAGGUGCCACUUGGAGGAGUGGUCAACCCCAGGACUCACUGGGGGAAUCUCCCCGUCAACCUUGGCGACCCCUCUGCAUUUAGCAACCUCCUCGGCGCGGAUGGACAUCUUCUUUCCACUUCCCUCUCCACGCCGCCCACCACGUCCAACUCAGAGACCACACAGCCUGCCUUCGCCACCGUUACCCCAAGCAGUUCCAGUGUGCUUCCGGGGUUACCCCAGACCAGCUUCAGUGGCAUGGGGCCUUCUGCUGAACUAAUGGCCUCCACCUCUCCGAAGCAGCAACUCCCGCAGUUCAGUGCAGCCUUCGGCCACCAGCUGAGUUCUCACAGUGGCAUUCCUAAGGACCUGCAGCCCAGCCACAGCUCCAUAGCCCCUCCUACAGGCUUCACUGUAACAGGUGCCACGGCUACAAGUACCAAUAAUGCAUCGCCCCCCUUCCCCACCCCUAACUGAGCGAGUCUGUGUACUGGCAGGCAAGUGGAACCCGGUGUUUUCUCUUUGUUUCCUCUUUUACAUCCUUCUCCCCUUUUCCUACAGAAGAUUUAAAAAUGACAUGGGGAUUAGAGGGACGCCCUUUCCCGGUUAACUGGUGGCCGUGCAGUGGACCUGGCGUCAGUGUUCACGCGUGCUCCUUAGCACUGGUGCUCAUUCCCUCCUGGCGGGUCCGUGUGGCCUGGCGGGCUUUUUGGUGGCUCAGCACAGUGACUGGGUAGGAUUGAUCAUUUUAUUUUUUAUUUUAAUUUUAUUAUUAUUUUUUAUUUCAGCAAGUCCUAGAAGUGGAAGAUACCUCAGAUUACCAGUGCCCUUUACUGUCUCCUAGUGUUGAGAUAAUGCUUCCCAUUCUCUAGCCAGGUUUCCCAUAGGCUGUUCUGGAUGGAGUGGUCCUGUUGAGACCCUGUGUAGCAGGUGGUGGACGGACACAAAUCGAAGCGCUGACCAACUGCCAAACACCACAGGGAGGCUAGGAUGCCCUUGCUAACUAUGAUCUGUUAGCUGGGAAGAACACAGUCUCCUAACUGCCUGGGCCUGCUUGUUCACCCCGUGGGUGUUGUGUGCAGUGCAGUAGCUCACUCCUUGUGGCUUGUCUUUCCUCAUUCCCAGAAUAAGCAUAAGGCUCGUCCCCCUUUUCUGUCUCUUACCUAGCAAGGUUCAUCCUUCUUCCUACUGAGUUGACUAAAGCAUCUUGAACAGAGAGGGGUGGUCUCAGAGUGGAAGCACCUUGCUAACUAAGAUCAGCCUGUGAGGAAAGGAGCUCCAGGACUGAGCUCAUGUCACAAUAGGGAGUGUCACCACAACCACCCACCCGCCCGCCCGCCCGCCCGACCUCUCUUCUUCCUUGUGCAUUUGUUUCAGAAUUCCCCACUCAUGGAACACAUUUGUAGGUAGUAAUGAAAGAAAAUGGUUUGGUAUGCAAAAGCAGGCUAAACCAGAUAGAUUUGAAAGCUGACGCUAGGCCUGUUUGGUCCAUCAUUGGCUCCUAGUUUUUACAUGUUUACAGUUGUGAUUCUUUGGUGAGAUUUGUGAACUGUGGAGGACAUGUGUAGAAUCCAUGUACCAGUUGUGAAGUGAUGUGUAAUAUCAGAAGGACACACAUUUUAACAAUUCUUUCAAAGCAGAAUUUGGAAAUUAGACAUAAUUUGACUUACUUUUAAAAUAAUUUAAGUACUUAGGAUGAAGUAAAAUUGGAUAUUUUUUUUUUAGUGUACCAAGGUUUAGGGUAAAACUCUUUGUGGGUAGUGCAGUAAGUUGGUGGCUGUGGACUGGUGUGAGGGGUUUCCUCUUGCCUGCCCGCCUGCCUUCCCCUCCCACAGCAGGGUGUAGCUUUAUGCUCUGCCUGGCUUUGCUGAUGGGUCCCUGUCCUUUCAUGUACCACUAGGUGUUCGUACCUGAGCUCAACCUAAUUUACAUAUGUAUAUUUUUAAAAGUAAGGCAACAUAUCUCUAAAUGAUGUGGUACAGUAAUUCUUUUGUCAGGGACUGUCUGAUCCUAACUCCUUCCUGCUAGGUAAAGGUUGGGAUGUGUUUUCCGACUUCUGCUGUGUGUGUUCUUCAUGCCAUGCUAUGUCUAACCAGGCCCUUCUGUUGAAGGCUUUUCAUUCUCUGCCUUGUGAAGGAAUGAUGGUGAUCAGCAGGCAUUCUGUAGAUACUAUGUGCCUGAGCUUUUGGAGGGGAAGUGUCACAUGAAAUCAUGAUAUGCCCUAUUUUGUAUUUACUGAAGUUGGGGAGGCAAAAUAGGUUUGUAUUUACUUUUUUUCCUUAAAAAUCAUGUUAAUUAAUUGCAACAUUUAUUUUUAAUAGCUUUGCCUCUUUUGCAGAUUAAGAAAUUCCUAAAUUAUAAAUUAUGCCACAAAACAAAAUUAUAUUUGGUAUCACCAUGAACUUCUCUCCUGAACUGGGAGAACAGCUUUUUUACUGUUUGACCUGUGAACCUAUAUCAGUAGGUUUUUACUUUAGUAAACUGUUAUGGGGUAAGAGUGAGUGGUUGCCUCACCUCAAAAGUGUCAUUUUCUUUGCUAGGCUGUUCUCACAACCCACUAGAAUCAUCAUUAGGUAACUGUAUUCCCAGAAAAUGCAUUUUGUCUCCAGUGUGCAUCAACUGAAGACUGUGGCAGAGCCACACUUGGACCUCUCCUUAUCGGCUCUUCUUUGCCAGGGAGAGGAGAGUCAGGAGUAGUCAAUUUGGACUGUUACUGGCUAUGUGUCCCUAUAUUAGCUGCUGAAAAUUGUUUAGUUGUCAAAACUGAGUUUGCAGUAGGUUGCACCUUUUAUUGUUUGCAAUUUUCUGUUUUAUGUGCAUUUAAAAGCCCUUCUUUGCUUUCGAGUGAGGAGGCAUGAAGUGAUCAGGAAUGUUGCCAGUUACAGCUUCACGCCAAAAAUAUUGAGUAAGUUCCCUUUUGUUUAGAUGCCCAUGAUGGCUGCUGAAGGAAGGACAGUCUUAGAGAUACUGAUAACAGAGUGAAUGAGCAGCAUAGCACACUUCCCUUCUGUUUCAGGGCAGACAGCCACGCCUAUCAUUUGCUUCUUUCUAGCUUUUGUGAGCCCCCUGUUGGGAGAUUGUCUGUCUCUAAGCCCAGAGGUGUUUGUCCACUUUGUCACAACUCUAGUUGCUGAAACAAUUCUAGUCUCUCAAUAGUAGGUGGGUAUUAAUAUACAAAGAAAAAUUCAGCAUCUUUUAUAAUGCUUAUAUGAAAUCAUAGCACUUAUGGUAAGGCAAUACUGGAAUCAAACACAAACCCUACACAGGUCCUAAUGGGGUGAAGCUAGUUUUAGUGUAGUGUUCAGUACGCGAGAGACAGUAACAAAGAAGGCUCCCUCUGUCUCUGCAGGUUUCUGGGACCAUUUAUAAAGGCCAGUUCAUUGUGUUACUGUGAUUUACCUUGGAAGUUGCUGCAGUUAAUGACUGCAUAUGUGCUCUGAGGAUAUGAAUGUCAGCAACUGUAAUCUCUGGUGCCUGAAAGGAAGAUGGGCUUUCUCUCCUUUAAUUGUUAAUGUUAUUUUAGUAAUAAUACUCAAGACACUGUUUUUUUUUCUUCUGUAGAAAUGGCUUAGCAAUUUUCACACCUGGGUAGGUUACACAGCUAGGGAACAAUUCAGGACAGUAAGUGGCAGUUACAGGUAGCCCAGCAAGUGAUACACUAUGCAAUGGACAAAUCUUGUAGUUACCAUCACAUUGCUGAAAAGCAAAGGUGAUUUUUCUCUAGUGAGCCUAUUGUAUGAGGAAUUCCUGCUUAGAAAUGGCAGCAGUUCCCUGUUGGCAGGUAGUGUGGUCUGAUGCCCCUCUAUGAGAAGAGUAUGGUUUGAUGAGAGGCAGAUAGUCAUCGGAGAGGGAGUUGAGAAGUGAUCAUUUUAUAUUGUCAAAUAACUAUUUAUAAGUUUAAUCUCUUAAAGUAAACCAGACUCUCGCCUGAAGGUCGGGGAAUCAUUCCCUCUGCGAGUCACACUAAAACUCUUCCAAAGCUCGUUCUCAGUCCAUGCUCACAGUCCACACAGCAGAGUUAGUUCUCUGUUAGGGAGGGGCCAUGUCCCUGCUGACACAGGCAUCCUGAGUGUUGCCUUUCUUUGCCCUGAAAGAACAGUUUUCUGUUGGCUUGUCGCAUGGCUUCUUAGAAGUUGGCACUAGAGUUGAGUCACACUGAGGUGACCCUUACAGUGUGUUCCUUCAGCUCUGCAUCCUGGGUGGCGUGGGUGGGUGGGUGGUUGUGGGUGGGCUUCAUCUGCAGUGACUGUCUAAAACCACUGCCUUCUUCUAGUGCAGUUCUCAGCAUGGCUCUGCAUUGUUUUGACAUUGCAGAGUGGGAUUGAGGAUAUUAACACUAAACUGUUUAAUAGGUUUGGAGUUCAUUACAAUUUUAAAGUAUUUACUUUUUAGUCUCCUUUUUAGACUUAAAAAAAUUAAACUCGAUUCUUUAUCUGACAUGUGUAGGAUAAUCUAGUACAGUGAUUUGUUGAAUGGUCAACACAACUCUGCAGUGUAAUGAGGAAACUUAGAAACAUAUUUGAAAGAGAAUUUAGUCGGAGUGAAUCAAUGUUCUCUUGUAUUUUUUUUCCUCUGCUGCUACCCACAUUGGUCUAUGGAUUCUUCAUGUCAAAAUUAUCUCAUGGGAGACAGUCACUCAUGAAGAUAUACUGUUUUCCCCCUUUCAACAAAUAAAAAAAUAACUGACUCUUCCCUGAAAUUCAUUAAAAAAGAAAAAUAAUGACUUAAUAUUUUGGCUUAUUUAAGCUUUCUUAUGUUAUUAUAUUCUUGUGGAAACCAAAAUCACACUUUAACUAAAACCGUAUUUUAAAUGCAAUUUUUCAAAAUUUGUAUAAUAUGGUGUCUGUGAAAAGCAGAGGCAGGUAUCUGCUGGCCAGUGAGUUAGGAAGGACAUUUCUGCCUCUUGUGAUCCAGUGUCAUGGAUGCUGCGGCUGUGGGUAAAUGUAGGAGCCUGUGGGUUUUCACUCCAGUCUUUAUCCUUGGCUAGCUUCCCCUCCGCACUGUGGAAAGGAGCAAGUAAAGGAGAUGUGGCAUUUCAGAGAUUGUCGUGACUCCAUUUACCCCGUGCUCCUGAGUAUCAGGAACGCUCUGAGUGGUUUGAAGAGCAGAUCCGGCAUGACCUUUGGCUGACCUAAGUUAGUCUGAGAAGCAGCCCUCUGAGAUAAAGGCUCUAGGAUCUUCUUUUGUUGGUUUCAUUGUUCUUCUUAUGUGUUUGUUUGUUUGUUUGCUUUUUAAGCUGGGGACCACUGACCUAUCUCUAUAUGCACCCCAAGUUCCCCAUGGGAAAUGUUUCAACAUGCAGGGCGGAAGGCACCAGUACAGCUCAAGGCCACACCGUCACUUUCCUUGGGGACUUAGACUGUUUGCCCCAGAUUGACUCCAGCCUGUAUCGUGUAGUACAGGCGGCUCCCGCGGGUCAGUGCUGACUCGGUGGAGAGCUUGACACCUGCUGACAGUGUGUGCCUCUGUUCCAAAGGGUUGAAUCAGUUCCUCUCAACGGUGAUAGCUCUUCUCACUGUCUAGUGUGGAGUAUGUCUCAGGGAUUCCUUGCGGAAAUUAGGGCAGUUUUUAAAAUAAGAAACUAGUUUUAAAAGAAACUAAAGGUGACUCCUCAUUGAUGAGAGCUCCAGAGAGAGAAGUGUUUGCUCUCACAGCCCCGUGGUGUCGCGCCGAGGACUUCUUUCUACGUCAGCUCUCAUCUCAGCUUCAGCAUACAGAAUCCUUUCCCAUCAUGCACAGCUUUAAAACUUUUAUUUAAAAACUUCCUUCCCCAAUGAGCUUUCAGAAUACUUAUUGUAGAUUUUAAGAGAAAAGGUAUAUUAAUUUAUGCUAUUAACAUCACCUCAUAAAUUAUAAGUUUUAUACUAAAGCUGUAUUGAGUGUAAUGAAUUAUGUUGCCUAUGUGUUUUAAUAGCUUAAAAUUAUAUAUGAGCUUCUUUUUAUUUUUAUUUUUAUUUUUUGACAAAANGAACUAGUGACGCACCUUUUUACACUGGAUCUCUGCCGUGUCAAGGUGUAUAGCUGUCCUUUGCUACCUUGCAGAUAUAUAAAGAAAAGGAUAACCUGGGGCCUCAAAAUGUAGAACACCCUUAGACCAUUUAUUAUUGUUCAUAGAGCUGUUGAGAAUCAUGUUCUUUAGCACAUGAUCUGUGGUUUACACUUAAGAUGGCUAGACACUUAGUUACAGGGUAAAUAGAAGCAAAUAGAUCAAGUAAGACCCCACUACUGUAGCUGGAAUUUGUAAACUUAAGUUUUUAAGACCUCUUUUAUUUCCUAUGAAUUUAUUCUUUAAUUUGCAGUUUAUUCUGUAAGUUGAGAGGUAAAAUAGAGAAAUUAAUAAAUCUAAAUGUUCUCAGUGUCUCAUUCAGGAACGUUUUACCCCCCUCCUCACUAAGGAAUUCCCACUGUGACUUAAAAAUAGAGGUAAAUUACUUGUGUGCAUGUAUGUGUCUGUGUUUUUACACACAUGCAAAAAUAUACAUUGGGGGCACGUGUGUGAGAGAUGAAUGUGUGCUUGUAUAAAAAUAGAAAGGUAACCGAAUGUAUUAUAGAGAUAAUGAUUUAUUUAGCUGAGGGUACUAGAGUUAUUUUCCCAUUGUUUCUAUUUUAUAAACAUGCCAUAUUCUUUGCUAUAUUAUGUUCAAAGGCUAGCUCUGACAUCAUGUGCAUUUCCUAUUAACCUUUGAAUUAACUUAUGCUGUUUUUAAAGUGACAUGAGAAAAAAGCAGAUUCUAAGACCAGCCUCGUAGUUAUAAACAUAAAAAUGAGAGAGAGAGAGAGGGAGAGAGAGAGAGAGGGAGAGAGAGAGAGAAAGAGAAAGAAGAGAGAGAGAAAAAAGAAACAGAUCUAGAUAGGUAACAGCUCAUUUAUCUUUUGAAGUGAUGGGACCAGAGAUUUAUUGAAACAUUAUGUCUAGUAAAUUUUCUUCAUAUUCCAAGUAAUAAAGUAAUAUGUUUUCUUGGUCAAGUUCAGAAAACAUAGGCCUUGAUGAGGAAGCUUUGAAGGGGCUGCUUGUUUAAAGAGUUGGUGGGCUCAUUUCCCUAUGUAUAUUUCAAAGCUGGUAUGAUUUCAGUUGUUUGCAAAAUAUGUUUUGAAACUGAAUUGUGCCAUUGGUCGUGGAGUGGGGCAGCCCAGCUCCACCCUCUUGACUGUGGGAAAAAUCCCGCUACCUUCAGUGCUUACCUGAGUCAUGCGGAACUCAAAAGAAAGACACAUUCCUGUCCUGGGAGCUUUGUCAGUUGCUGUGCACUCUUUCCUGGAGCACCUGGUGAUCGGAGACAGGCAACGAGAGCCAAGUGCUCCAGCACACUUACUCUACUAUGAAAGCUCUAUACUUAGAUACGCACGCCAGAACAACUCCCAGGAACACACUUGAAUUGGCAGUUGUCUCUGGAGCCUCAGUUACUUCAUCUUAGGUUCAGACAAAACCCAGGAAAGCUCUCCAUGUUGUUUUUUACACUUGUGUUUUUGUAGCAUCUCCCUGUUUCAUUUAUUCUUGCUUUCAGAUUUUAACAAAUCUGCAUAUUUCUUGUACAUAUGCAUGCAAAUGAAAGAAGGGAGUUUGUAGUGAUGCCAUUUCUCCCUUCAGUUGCUGGUUAAUGGAAUUUGCUAGAAUCAAUUCCCCCUUAUUGAAGGGUGAGAACAGACCCUUUGUUUAUAUCUGUACAGAGAUGUGUAUAUGGGAUGUGGUGGCACUUUGCUGAAUGUGAACUUGCCUUGUCAAUGGAAAGAUUGAAAAAGUAUUAUGUUUAUUUAUACAUUUGUAUAAAUCUAUAUAUACACGUAUGUAUAUGUGUGUGUAUAGAUAAAGCUAUAUACAUAUAUUCCCUAAAAAUGUGUGUGUAUAAUAGAUUAACAGCCUUUGCUAAGCAAGAUUAUGCAUCUGUGGGAAAUUCUGGGUUAUUCGGCAAGCCAGUGAAGCCAGUGGAAACGACGACGACGACAGUGUAGAGAACAUUAAGCACGCUGAAGUGGGAAUCCUGUGGAUUACAGUCACAAUGACAGAUUACAGUGGUCACAAAUGAAUCUUUGAACUCUUCUUUCACAGAUUUUUGCUAGGUAUUCUCUCAUUACUUAACAAUCACACAUCUUUGCCAAGUUGUCUGUUGUCCAAGUGCUGGGCAUGUGUAGAGCCACGCUCCUGAGGGUGGCCUUCUGGGCAUGUGUGGAGCCACGCCCCAACCGCGAUGUUCCCCUUUUCCUAUUUAGUUCUCUUACUAGACACCUUGGCGUGAAUAUCUCAGCUGUCACUCACAGGCCUUAUCAAGGACAUUUCCCCCACAGUAUACUGCUUUCAGUAAUAUUUUCUCUUAAGAAUUGGGUAGUUAUCAAAAAUAAAAAGCCAACAUUCAAACAGUUAAUUUUCAAUUUUUUAACUUAGGUAACUUUGGAGUAUUUUACUUACAUUGAAAAAAACAUAAAUUAUGACUUUAUGAUUGAUAUUAGUAUUAGGUAUAUUUUCACACUUAUCAUUUAAAAAGUUUGAUUUGCUUUGUGUUUUAAAUAUAAAUUUACCACCUGAAUUUUAACGAAGUAUAUACAGAGUCACAUGGAAGCCUCUUGAGUUCUACAACUGACUCAUGUUUCUCAUGAUGAAAUGCUCUAAUGCAUUCUUAUGUAAUGAAUUCUGCUAGAUUUCCUUUUGACUUUUCUCACAGGUGUGACAUUCAUUUAACUCCGCUGCAGCUCUCUAGAAAACUUGCACCCUUUUAUAUCGUGCCUUUAAAGCUCUUAUGCACACACAGAUAGAAGUGUAUAUAUACAUGCUGGCGCAUGUGUACAUACACUUUGGUAUAUACUCACACAGUAUGUCUCCAGGAUAUAUUGUGGGAGUGGACAUAGAGAUAUUCAAAAGCAAUGAAAUGUUGCUCUCUAGAUAUAUGUAUAUAAAUAGUGUUGAUAUAACUGUACAUACACGUGUAUAUGUAUGAGUUCUAUGGCAAUCUUUUACAUUUAGCAAAAUGCUGCCCUACUGGAAUAUCGCCACUGCAGUGGCACUUGUAUGUAAUGAUUUAAAAGACAUUAUCAAGAAUUAUUUAAAGAACAUUAAAGGUCUCAUCUAAAGACAGCCACAUACUAUUUAUUUAGCUUCCUAUUCCUUUGAUUGUUGUGUCUGUAUAACUGUAAGGGAGACUGUCAUUUUAAAUCACCACCCAUGGGGUGCUUUGUAUCCAUCCCCUCUCUGAAACAGUGACGAACCACAAUCCAGUUUGUUUAUCUCAGUUUUAAAGCAGUCCUAGUAUUGCCAUUGGUGUGUGUCAUCCACCAUGUCCUUGAUCAACUUAAUUCACCAAUUUGCCUCUUCCUUUCAUUAAUAAAUAAUGAUCAUUUCGAUCAUUUUGCCUGGGGGAAGCUAACUCCUUUCUUGCUGCAGGGAAAUAGAUCAUCUAGUUGUUGUUCUGCCUUGUUCCAAAUUCACCAUGGAAAGAAGAUGGUUCUCAUAAUGCUGUCUUAGGCAUAGUUUAUUUCCCAUUUAUUUAAACAUCUUACUUUUUUUUUUUUGUUUUUUGAAAGCACUCUUAAGUUGCACGUACUCGGCACAGCUUUCAUUCCCACCACCCUUCCCCACAAGAUAUCUUCUUAUUGGUCCAUCAGUUUUCCAUACCAAAUGCAAGAACAUCAAGACAAAACUGUUAACUGCUGUUGCUGUCUGUGAGGAGCUGGCAGCAGGUUACACCUGGAGAACUGAGGGAGAGAAAGGUAGCAGGGCAACCCUGAGCCUUCCUGAGGAAACAUUUCACAGAAUAGCUCACUGGGAACGAUGUCAGAACUGGCCUUUAACAGAAAGCACUAACUAACCAGCUGCCCAAGGGUAAACUGAAACCAGGUUGCAGUGGGAAAUCAGGGGUGGGAGGUAGCCAUUGGAAACCAGGAAAGGGCAGGCAGGCUGGACAGUCUAAAACAUCUUUUAACAAAGUAACUGCAUGGUAGCAAGGACUAGCAGUCCGCAUUCUCAUCCACCUUGGCACACUGUAUGCUCCAUAUGCCAUACAUUCAGGACAUAGGCAGGAGGACAGCUGCUUAAAGGGGACUUACAAACCAAGCACCUUCUCUCGUGUGCGUCAUGGCUGCCACUCAGUUCCAGGCAUGUACACCGGGGGGGCAACUCGUUUCUGCAGAGUACAAGGAGGCUGGCAGGCUUUGGAGAGGCCUACCCUAGGCGUUGCCUGUGGUUUUGGUGGGAGGACACAUCUGGGGAGAUGGCUGGGCUUUUGGUUUGUGAUUUCCCUUUAAACAGGAAGAGAUGGUUCACAUUUUCCAUAUAUAUAUCUCAAUGAAUGUACUGUAUUACUGUUUUAAAAAUUUGAUGAAAUAAUAAUGGAUUGGUCUCCUUUUGUUAUCUGGUCUUUGUUUAAUUUGUUUAAGGGUUUUUGUAUACAAAAGUUUACAUUUUUAUGUAUAUUUUUCUUGUGUAAAAACUGAUGUAAUAUGUGUAUAAAACACUUGUAUGUAUUAUCUGUAUAUAGUGUGACAAAAUGAUUUUUCUUUCUUUCUUUUGGAUGUAUUAAUAAAUCUUGCUGUGAAGU